GAGGACUCGUGCAUCAUAGUGAGGAGAUAGGGCACAUCUGGUUAUUCUACGCCCAGGAGCGCAGUAUGGCCAGAAGUUAAAGAACAAUAAAUGAAUCACCCUUAAUGUGCAGGCUGAGCAGGAGACAACUGGUUUGUGGCCAAAUGAUGUAUUUUAGAGAUGGAGACAUUUUUAAAGGGCAAAUAUGAUAUCCACAAGGAAAUUAUUUCCAUAAAAUCCCUGACAUUUGUUUUCAGCCUCUGAAAACACAAGACCACUUGAGAACUUACUACAGAGAGCUCACCCAUUCACCCGAGAGACCAUUACACUGUUAGAAAGUUCCUUCAUAUUGAGCUGGAAGUGCCUCCUUGUAGCUUCCAGUCUGAAGUCCCACAGAAUCAUCUACAUCAUCUUCUCAGAGCUGGCAUACCUUCAGCCCCAGGAGCUGGACAGGAGCAGGAGAAACAGAAAAGCCAGGAACUCUGUUGCUAUUUUAACUGGGAUUCCUUAAGAUCAAUCACUUUUUUUUUUUUCAUGCUAGGAGCCUGGUGGCAUACUGUACCUUUAAUAAUAUAGAGGGAAAAAAUGUUAGCCUGCUGUCAGAUGGACCUGUCUGUAUUACAUCAGAGCUGUGCAACCUUGGAUAGGUUACUUAACCUCACUGAUCCUUUUGCUUACCUAUAAAGAGAAUCAUCUAUAAAUAGGAGUAGUCAAACCUGCUGUGCUAAUCUUAGAGUUGUAAUGCUCAAAAUAUGUCACGUACAUGAAAAUAUCCUAUAUGUUAUGAAGAGCUCUCUAUAUAUUAAGUUUUACUGUAAUGACUGUCCAUCUUCAUCUUUUUGGCAGCCUUUCAUAUCCCCAUUUUUGACUGGCGGUAGCUGACUUCUUGGCCUCAUAAUCAGGAUAUACGGAAAAGUUCUUAUUUCAGCUUUAUACCCCAGACACAGUCGCAUCAUCAAACAAGGUGGCAUAGAAUCGUGAGAGAACCAAAAAGCACUGUGAGGACCUUGGAUGAAGAGUUAGAGAGAUAAGCAGGGACAUUUUCUGAACAGACAGCACAGGGAGAGGCCGGAGCCCUGGCAGUGAGGAGAGGGUUAAAUCCUUCCCCUCUGCAGUACAAAAGAAAAGAGUGUGCGGAAAGAUUAGGAUUUUUGCUUUUACAAUGGGAGCUGCAGAAGCGUAGGGAAGAAGCUGAAGAAAAAAAAAGGGGGCGUCUCCCCUUUAAAGACUUGCAGAGAUUGAGAGAGAAAGAGAGAGAGAGAGAGAGAGAGAGAGUCAGGGACAGAGAAUCGGAGAGAGCGCGGGCCAGUCUGUCUGUCUGUCUCUGGGAAGGGAGAGCGUCUCUGCUUCACAGUGAUUAGCACUGGGGGAGAGGCAUCCGUUGGCUUCAGACCCAAGGAGAGACCAGACCAGGUCACCCCGGUUAGGACUCAGUGAGCUUUGCCCCUCCCUACCCCACCUCCACCCGGGAAUGUCUCGGCGAAAGCAGCGGAAACCCCAACAGUUAAUCUCGGACUGCGAAGGUCCCAGCGCGUCUGAGAACGGUGAUGCUAGCGAGGAGGACCACCCCCAAGUCUGUGCCAAGUGCUGCGCACAAUUCACUGACCCAACUGAAUUCCUCGCCCACCAGAAUGCAUGUUCUACUGACCCCCCUGUAAUGGUGAUAAUUGGGGCCCAGGAGAACCCCCACAACUCUUCGACCUCUUCUGAAUCCCGGGCGGAGGGCCAAAAUAGUUCCCAGGUCAUGGAGGCAGAGCACAGCAACCCCCCGGAUUCUGGGUCUUCAGUGCCCACAGAUCCCUCCUGGGGCCCAGAGCGGAGAGUAGAGGAGUCUGCAGGGCACUUCCUGGUCGCUGCCACAGGUACAGCAGCUGGGGGAGGCGGGGGCCUGAUCUUGGCGAGUCCCAAGCUGGGCGCUACCCCAUUACCUCCAGAAUCUACCCCUGCACCGCCCCCUCCUCCUCCUCCACCCCCGCCCCCAGGGGUAGGCAGCGGCCACUUGAACAUCCCUCUGAUCUUGGAAGAGCUCCGGGUGUUGCAGCAGCGCCAGAUCCACCAGAUGCAGAUGACUGAGCAAAUCUGCCGCCAGGUGCUGCUGCUUGGCUCCUUAGGCCAGACAGUGGGCACCCCUGCCAGUCCCUCAGAGUUACCUGGGACGGGGACUGCCUCCUCCACCAAGCCCCUGCUUCCCCUCUUCAGCCCCAUCAAGCCCGUCCAAACCAGCAAGACGCUGGCACCUUCCUCCUCCUCUUCUUCCUCCUCCUCCUCGGGGGCAGAAACGCCCAAGCAGGCUUUCUUUCAUCUUUACCAUCCGCUGGGGUCACAGCACCCUUUCUCUGCCGGAGGGGUUGGGCGAAGCCACAAACCCACCCCUGCCCCCUCCCCAGCCCUGCCUGGCAGCACAGAUCAGCUGAUGGCCUCACCUCAUCUGGCAUUCCCAGGCACCACGGGACUAUUGGCAGCACAGUGUCUCGGGGCAGCUCGAGGCCUUGAGGCUACUGCCUCCCCAGGGCUCCUGAAGCCAAAGAAUGGAAGUGGCGAGCUGGGCUACGGGGAAGUGAUGGGUCCCUUGGAGAAGCCCGGUGGACGGCACAAGUGCCGCUUCUGUGCCAAAGUAUUUGGCAGUGACAGUGCCCUGCAGAUCCACCUGCGUUCCCACACGGGUGAGAGGCCCUAUAAGUGUAACGUCUGUGGCAACCGCUUUACCACCCGCGGCAACCUCAAAGUGCAUUUUCACCGGCAUCGCGAGAAGUACCCGCACGUGCAGAUGAACCCUCACCCGGUGCCCGAGCACCUAGACUACGUCAUCACCAGCAGCGGCCUGCCCUAUGGUAUGUCCGUGCCGCCAGAGAAGGCCGAGGAGGAGGUGGCCGUGCCCGGUGGAGGCGUGGAACGCAAGCCCCUGGUGGCCUCCACCGCAGCACUCAGCGCCACCGAGAGCCUCACGCUGCUGUCCACCGGCGCGGGCGCAGCCGCGGCUCCUGCGCUGCCUGCUUUCAACAAGUUUGUGCUCAUGAAGGCAGUAGAGCCAAAGAGCAAAGCUGAUGAAAAUACCCCUCCGGGGAGUGAGGGCUCAGCCAUCACCGGGGUGGCAGAAGGUGGCACGGCAGCCCGAAUGCAGCUGAGUAAGCUGGUGACUUCGCUCCCCAGCUGGGCGCUGCUUACCAACCACUUUAAGUCCACAGGGAGCUUCCCCUUCCCCUAUGUGCUGGAGCCCCUGGGGGCCUCACCCUCCGAGACCUCGAAGCUGCAGCAACUGGUAGAAAAGAUUGACCGGCAAGGAGCUGUGGCAGUGGCCUCUAGCGCCUCGGGAGCCCCCACCACCUCGGCGCCCGCGAGCUCGUCCGCCGCCUCAUCGGGACCUAACCAGUGUGUCAUCUGCCUCCGGGUGCUGAGCUGUCCCCGCGCGCUGCGCCUGCACUAUGGGCAACACGGAGGUGAGCGGCCCUUCAAAUGCAAAGUGUGUGGCCGAGCUUUCUCCACCCGGGGCAACCUGCGCGCACAUUUCGUGGGCCACAAGGCCAGCCCAGCCGCCCGGGCCCAGAACUCGUGCCCCAUCUGCCAGAAGAAGUUCACCAACGCUGUCACUCUGCAGCAGCACGUUCGGAUGCACCUGGGGGGCCAGAUCCCCAACGGUGGUACCACGCUCGCCGAAGGCGGGGGAGCUGCCCCGGAAAAUGGCGCUGAGCAGCCCACAGUCUCGGGCCCGGGGAGCUUCCCCCAGCAGCCGUCCCAGCAGCCGUCCCCGGAAGAGGAGUUGUCUGAAGAGGAGGAGGAGGACGAGGAAGAGGAGGAAGAUGUGACUGAUGAAGAUUCCCUGGCAGGGAGAGGCUCAGAGAGUGGAGGCGAGAAGGCAAUAUCCGUGCGAGGUGACUCAGAAGAGGCUUCGGGGGCGGAGGAGGAAGUGGGGACCGUGGGGACAGCGGCGGCGGCGGCAGUAGCCAACGCUGGGAAGGAGAUGGAAAGCAAUGAGAAAGUGAUUCAACAGCCUUCCCUGCCGCCGCCGCUGCCUCCGCCGCCUCCACCGCCGGCCGACAGCCUGGAUCAAACACAGCCCAUGGAGCAGGGAGGCGGUGAUGUUGCCGGAGGCAUGGAAGCGGGGGCCAGAGCGGAGAGGAGCUCGAGCCCAACGGCAGCACUCAGCCGGGAAGGGGAAGGCAGCGGCAGCGCCUCGGUGGAGCUGAGCAUGCAGGAGGCCAUGAGAAAGGAGCCGGGCGAGAGCAGUAGCAGAAAGGCCUGCGAGGUGUGUGGUCAGAGCUUUGCCACGCAGGCAGCCCUGGAGGAGCAUCAGAAGACCCACCCCAAGGAGGGGCCGCUCUUCACUUGUGUUUUCUGCAGGCAGAGCUUUCUCGAGCGGGCUAUCCUCAAGAAGCAUAUGCUGCUGGCUCACCACCAGAACCAGUACACAGCUUUCCUGUCAAGUGACCUGCCCACCAAGCCCCGGAGUUCCGGCUCCGCCUCCACUACCACUUUAGGCCUGGCGCCAUCAGUGCUCUUUGGCCCGGGAAUUGUGGCUGGGAACGUGCCUCCGGCAAUGGGAUCCAGAGAGGCCAAGGAGAAGAGAGCCCCCCUCUUCCUAUUUCGGUCUCCUGCAUCCAGGGCAGUGCCUAAGAAGCCCACCAUAGAAGAAAAGUAGCAAACUGUAUAUUCCUUCUUUUCCCUGCUCCAGAAGGUGCCAGCAGUGAAGACACAACAAUAUCUGUAUCUGGCGGCCCGGCCCUACGGGGUAGGGGGAAAUGAAGGGCGUAUAGGACAUUCUUCCCAGUACAUUCCCGUUCAGGCGAAGGUGUUGGCUGGUCAAUAUGCCAAGACACCUCCAGCUUCUCCUAUUCCUUCAUCAUGGCCUCUCAAAGUUAGGAAACAAGCAGAUGUCUUGCCAACAGGUCUCCCGUGGGAUAUUUUGGGAACUGCGAAGCUCAUAUCUUUAAGAAGCAUCAUUGGUGGGGGGGGGGGGGUUGAAAGAGUAAUGAUGGAGAGUUGAAGAGUGUUGCUAAAGCAUAGGGCUUGCUGGGAACCUAUGCGAUUAAGAAAAGGGCAUGGUGUGAGGGAGGGGACCUCCGAUUCUUGACUGGAUGGGUCUCAUGAAUGUUCUUUUGGACUAUUAGUGACUUGCUGUGUAGCACUGCACCACAGGUCAUAGGGGAUUUCCUAGCACUAGUGUGCUUCUAGUUUUAGAUAACUCCCUCCUUAUUCCCUGGCCCCUUGGAUUUUCCUUGUCUUCCUUUCUCAAGGCCUAUUUCCUCCCCCAUUUUGCCUGUCUAUGGACCAGGGCUUAUGUCUUUGCCACUGUCUGGGUCUUAGAGUCCCAGACUUUGGGAGACGAGCUCUAGGUGGUGUCCUCCCUGCCUCCGUCUUGUAAUGAGAUGUAGUAUUUACUCUUAACAUAGGAUCAUUUGGAACAGGAGUUCUGAGGAGGAGAGAGUGAGAGUUCUGCUACUGACUGACUUGAAUGAUGGUUUCUCCUCCAAAGGUAUAUAGGCUCCAGAGCUUCCUAACAUAGUAAAAUGUGAAGAGCAGACAAGGGACAUGCUAGUGUCUUUCCCUUUUCAUUAAAAGUGUUUUAACCAAAUAUUUGUGUGUUUUUCCUUAUUUCAUGAUUAAAUAGCCAGCUGGGGUGUGAUAUGGGCAUUCCCUAACAUUGAGAUUCCCUUCCCACCUACAUCUCCUGCCAAAGCUGAACAUAUGGUGUUGAAAUAUUUAAUUUAUUCAGCCUUGUCCUAAAACAACCUCCAGUGAAUGUGAUUUCCCUGUGGAAAUGGAGUUUAUGUUCUCAAAAAGUAAAGGAUUUGUCCAUUGUGUGCAUUCAUUGUCUAGAUUUUGUUCUUUGCCCAGAACUUUCCACCACCAGGCUUUUGUGGGGUCUUUUUUUGUUUGUUUUGUUUGGAGGUUGGAAGCUGUUUCUUUGUCUUUCCUGAACCCCAGGCUAGCCUACCUGAUCUGCAGAACCAAGAUGAAU
Messenger RNA from Mirounga angustirostris (Northern elephant seal), 5935 nucleotides. It is a transcript of the gene SALL2, whose product is annotated as spalt like transcription factor 2. Gene Ontology annotation, cellular component: nucleus. Bases 1451 to 4615 code for a protein of 1054 amino acids. Gene Ontology annotation, molecular function: RNA polymerase II cis-regulatory region sequence-specific DNA binding; DNA-binding transcription factor activity, RNA polymerase II-specific. The transcript has 3 exons. Gene Ontology annotation, biological process: regulation of transcription by RNA polymerase II. The record is from RefSeq and is a predicted model, not a curated record. NCBI's taxonomy places the organism in Eukaryota, Metazoa, Chordata, Mammalia, Carnivora, Phocidae.